Messenger RNA from Periophthalmus magnuspinnatus, 7037 nucleotides. It is a transcript of the gene ell2, whose product is annotated as elongation factor for RNA polymerase II 2. Gene Ontology annotation, molecular function: cis-regulatory region sequence-specific DNA binding. Gene Ontology annotation, biological process: snRNA transcription by RNA polymerase II; positive regulation of transcription elongation by RNA polymerase II; transcription elongation by RNA polymerase II. Lineage: Eukaryota; Metazoa; Chordata; Actinopteri; Gobiiformes; Gobiidae. The transcript is spliced from 12 exons. Gene Ontology annotation, cellular component: transcription elongation factor complex. The coding region runs from base 219 to 2162 and encodes 647 amino acids. The record is from RefSeq and is a predicted model, not a curated record.
AACUCACCCACAGCACCAGGGAGGGGCUGGACCACCCCACAUCCGAUAGUGCACACCCGGGGUCACGGUCCCUCCCCGGGCCAGUGCAGAAGUCCCUCCCCGUGCACCUCUCCUCUCCCCCGGCCCCAGCUGAAGUCCCUCCCCGUGCACCGCUCCCCCGGCUCCAGCUGAAGUCCCUCCCCGGCCCGGUGCGCCCUGAGCCGGCCUGCUGCUGCUAAAUGGCCCGGCGUCAGUGGGAGGAUGGUGGAGGGCUGCUAAAGAUGGCGUCGCUCUCUGAGGACGGGAGCUAUGAGUUAAACUGCGGCCCGAGCAGCGCGCACCGAGUGUCCGUUUUACACGUGAAGUUGACGGAGACGGCGCUGAGGGCCGUGGAGAGCUUCCACUCGCUUAAGAAUGGAGUGCGUGUGCAGCCCACCAUCCAGUUCAAAGGACUCCAGGGUCGUAUUAAGAUUCCUCGCUCGGUGUCCUCCUCCGAACUGCAGAGCUUUGAGUUCUACCUCUCCAAUGUAGCCAAGGACAAUCCUCAGGGAUGCUUCGAGUGUCUACAGCAGCACGCUGUUGGGUCCUCCCCAGGUCUCUCUCUUCUGGCCCCUGUUCAGACCAAACUCACCAUCUGUGCCACAAAUGACUCGUACCAGGUGACCAGGGAGAAGAUGACUCAGGCUGUGGAGGACACAAAGGAACGCUGCACCAAAGUCAUCAAACCUGGAGGACAGUUCAGAGGUAAGCAGGUUCAGAUCCGAAAGCCCGCCCUCUCCGGAGCCGAUGUCGUUCCAGAACGUAAAAGGUCGACGCCCAUCAACCCCGCCAACACGCUCCGCAAGUGCCUCAGCAACAAUCCUGUAUCACAGCGACCCCUACGGGACCGCAUCCUGCACCUGCUCGCUCUCAGGGCCUACAAGAAACUGGAGCUACUCGCACGAUUGCAGCGAGACGGGAUCAGCCAGAAAGACAGAACUUCACUGGGAACGACUCUACAACAGGUGGCUGUUCUAAACACUAAGGAGAACACAUACUCUCUGAAGGAGUUCAUGUACCGUGAUGUUCAGAGGGAGUGGCCCGGUUACACAGAGGAGGAGCGCACACAGGCCGAGAGGAACGCCGCUCGGAAACUAGGCCUAAGCGCUGAGCCCCUCCCCUCCAGCUCCUCGCCUAAAGACAGUGCCCCCUCCUCCUCUCCACAGAAGGCCGACUUUGACUUCAUCGACCCACUGGCCCCAAAGAAACCUCGAAUCUCCCAUUUAAGCAACCGCGCCUCCUCCUCUGCGUCAUCAGAGGAACAGCCCAGCCAUAGAUCCUCCCCUGCGCCCUCCUCAGCGCCAUCCUCUGUGCCCUCAGACCGCCGCGACCAGGAGCACCCUUCGCAUAGGCCCUCUUCUUCACCCUCCCGCUCUCUCUCCUCUCACCCGCGAGCCAUCAAUCACCAGCUAAGCCCUGCCUCUUCCUCUCACUCGCCGUCAACGCCUGAAGGAUGUGGAACCCAAGACCUGCCACUGGACCAAAGUUCCACUUGCAGAGACCCGCCCAGAGACCCAAACCCAAGUCCCCAGUCCUCGUACCGGGCAGGGUCAGCCCGAGCGCCCAGCCCCCCUGAAGAACCACGAAAGGCCAAGAAGAAAUCCAAAAAGCACAAAGAGAAAGAGCGAGAGAAGAAAGAGGAGGAUAGCAGCAGAGUGCCCCCUAGAGACGCAGAGAGGGGCAGCUACAAAGCCAAGAAGAGGAGGAGAGAGGAAGAGGGUGUCCAGCAAGAGACAGAUUCUUCAGACAGAGACAAAAGGCUCCAGUCCUCAGAGUUCUCCUCCUCCACUGAUCUCAAAGACUAUCUACUAAAGUACGUGUCCCUGAUGUCUGUGGAGCAGAGGCAGAGAUACAAAGAGGAUUUUAACUCUGAGUAUGACGAGUACAGACGCCUGCACGCCCGAGUGGAGACCAUCACACGCAGGUUCACUCGGCUCGACUCGCAGUGCAGAAGUCUGACGCCCGGGACCCAGGAGCACCAGAAAGUUCAAGAGGAGGUCCUGAGGGAGUACAAGAAGAUCAAACAGCUGAGUCCGAAAUACCAGGAGGAGAAGCAGCGCUGUGAAUAUCUGCACAACAAACUGUCUCACAUCAAACGCCUCAUCUCUGAGUUUGACCACAAGAGGUCGCAGUCCUGGAGCUGAGAGACGGCCCUCCCCUGUGCGGCCUGCGGGGGGAGCCAUAGAGCAUGCCCUCCCCUGUGCGGCCUGCGGGGGGAACCAUAGAGCAUGCCCUCCCCUGUGCGGCCUGCGGGGGGAACUAUAGAGCCAGGAGGAGCCACAAACACAGGGCCUUAUUUAUUUCCAUCUGUUUUCUGUUGCAAAAGUACUUCUCUUGAUUUAAAAUGUCUUGGAUUCAGAAUAUUCACCUGAUCUUGAGUGGAGCUGUCGGUUAAGCAUUCACCUGCAAACUCUAUUCUGAGUUACAUGUCAGAUCUGAGGAGAGGCGUGCCCACUCGCAGUAAGAAUGCAUGUUAAGGUAGGGCUUUAGCUGUGACAAAAAACACUAACUGAAUACAUGCAAGAUGGACAUGUUUAAUGCCUUACUGUGGAACAUUCCAGGAAAAUGACAUCUCCGUAGAAACAAAGUGGUUGACCAACAACUAGAAAUGUUACACAGUGCAGCUUUAAACCUUAAAAAAUGUCUACAAAAAUCACUACAUUAAAUUAAUAAAAAAUGCAAUAUAUAACGUGUCUGCCACCUGUUUGGACGUACAGUGCUCCCUCGUUUAUCGUGGGGGUUACAUUCUAAAAAUAACCUGCAACAGACAAAAUCCGCAACGUAGUCAGCUUUAUUUUUUACAAUUAUUAUUAUAUAUGUUUUAAGGUUGUAAACCCCCUCACCACACACUUUAUACACUUUUCCCCAGACAGGCAUUUUCUCACAUUUCUCUCUUGUUUAAACUCUCUCGAAGUUCAAACCUUCGUGUAUUAUAAUCCCACUUCCUCAAUGAUCACUUUAAAUUUGCUGUUCACGUGCGUCUGCUCCAGUGGUAUCCACAGAGGCGGCCUCUACGUCCAGAGUGCCUGUACUGUGCAGGAGACACGCCACGAAAGAGAUUGAGGGUCUACAGUCCCUCAGCCAAUCAGGACGCAGGACACGAUGCACACUCAUAAACUGUAAAAAAAAUAAAAUAAUAGAGCACACAAAAUUGCACCAAAAAAAAUCCACGAAACCGCAAGGCCACAAAAGAUGAACCGCAAUAUAGUGAGGGACAACUGUACUACGUUUCUUGGAAUGUUCCACAGUAUGGAAUGAAAUGUGAUGUGACCACCAGGCCAAGUUACAGGUCUGAUCUGUGGAGAGGCGAGUCCACUGAAUCAGCAUGCAUGUUUAUUUAUCAAGUGAUAAAAACAAAAUCUUAAUGCUGUAUUGUAGAAUAUUACAGGCAAAAUCAUAACAUUGUCAUAACAUCAAAAGUUUCAUAGUGUAGCUUUAAAAUACAAACGACUCAAGUCCAGGUGAAUUUUCAGAAUCCAAGUCAUUUGAACUCGUGAAGAUUUAUACUUUUGCAUUGUUUCCAUUCCUCACUCCUCCUUUUCCUAUCCUCUUUUUCUUCCCUCCUCUCCUCCCAUCCUCCUCCUAUCCUACUAUCUAAGUAUCCAUAUUUUUUCCUCCUCCACCCUUCUCUCCUCUUCUCUCUUUUUGAUUCCUGGGCGUUGAACCUUCGCCUCCUUCUUUUCAUUUUAUUUUCCUUAAUCUGAGCUCUGCACCGUGUGACCGGGCAGAGAGAGAAAGAAAAAAAAAAGAGUAUUUGAAAAGUUGUAUUUAAGUUGUGAAGAGGGAGCUGUAUUUAUUUGACUGGGAACAGAGUCCACACAGAUGUUUUAUGGUAAUCAAUGCAAUAAUAAAAGAGCUCUGGGCCUUAAGGGCCUGUGAAGUGCAUGUGCCCCCCCCUCCUCCACACAGUGACCUGAACAAUAAGACAAACAUAGCCACCUACGCCCCAGGGCAGACCCAUGGAAAUGUGACUGCUGUUCUGCACCUAACAGCCUCUUGAGUACACAUUUAAAAGGUGAGGAGGGGGAGUGUUUUGCCUAAGGACACAACAACACUAUGCAAAGCCGGUAGUGGGAAUUGAUCUCCAAACCCUGUGCUGUUUACGGUCUAAACUCAAAGGUGCACAGUACAUAUGGAACUUAGAAUCCUGUGGUUUAGGGGUAAAACCUUUAUUGAUGAAAAAUGCACUGCAAAACAAAAUAUCUUUCAUGAGUUAAAAUGACUUUAUGCCACUACAGGGUCAGACAGUGUUUUCUAAUGGGAUGCCCUUUAAAAACCUCCACAUGCAACUAGAAAUACUGCUUCAGUUUAAAUGGAAUAUCUUUAAUGUUACUGCAAACAUUUAAAGUGUUCACCAGUGCCUCGACAUGUUUGGGUUCAAUUUAAAGAAACUUUCUGGAGGUGGCACGUCACCUGCAUGAUUCCAUGGAGACAAAUUUCAAACCAUACUACAACAUUCUCCAUGGAGAUGGAUAAGGUUAAUGCCUUACUGUGGAAGAUUGUAACCAUGGAAACAAGCAGGAGGAGGUGCUCUUCCAGGUCAAAUAAGAGGGCAGGUUUGUGGAGAUGCAAGCCACCUCACAGUAAGGAAUUUUAACUCUUGUAGAUGUCACCAUUUUGCUGUGUAUGUGCCUUAAAGGUUCACCAUGGGACCAGGUUAGCCCAGUCCAGACUAAACCUGGUCUUAAACUGGACCGAACCAGGUCUCAAAGUACACUGAACCAUGCCAAACUGGUAUUAAACUGGACUUUGGCUGGUCUAAACAAAGCCCAUCUCUCGUGCAGGAUCAAAUCAGGAAUAAAAUGGAGUUUAAAGAGUCCCCAGUGUUUGAGAAACUCGAGCUUGACUGUCAGCAGAGACAUAGAUGGUGCUAUAGUGUUAUACCAGUCCACUUUAUUAAGUCCACUGUUCUACUGAGUCCUUUGUGAAUGCAUGCCCAGUUAUGAUGGGGUUGUGGGUUCCCUCCCCAGUAGUUUGUGAAAUGCAUAGAUCAGUCUACACCAAUGGACAAAGUCAUAAAAAAUAAAAAUGAAAAACAAAAAGACUAGACCAGAGAUUGAACCCAUUCAUAUAUUUGGUUCUAAAUCUGGUCUAAACCAGGACUACAUUAGGUCUACAUUUCACUAGGUCUUACCCAGAUCUAAACCAGGACUUUAUUCUGGAUUCUGAUAUUGGACUAAACCAGGACUGUGCCAUACUGAUACUUGGCUUGAUAUUGGUCUAGUCCAAGGUUGAACCAGGACUAAACCAGGACUUUUCUCUGCUUAGAACUGAUGUACAUAAUAAAAUGGCGGCUAUAUUUUGUGAACUGCAGCCUUUAACCCAAAAUUGAAAAUAUUCUUCUCAGAAUUUAAGAUAAAAUGUACUUUUCUUCAUAAAUUUGGAUGGAUCGUUUAAAAAUAUUAAGUCUUAUUUAGAAUAUUUAUUUGAAAAAGGGAAAAUUGUUUAUGCCUGUGUUUGAUAAAUUAAUUUUAUUUUCUGGUCCAAGAUCUGCAAAGGAUUCCUGAAAAGAAUUAUAAAAUCGGAGGCCAGUAAAAUGUGAAAUUGUUUUUGCAUUUUGUGGAAGAUGAAACUGUCAAAAUCUCACCUGAACAGUGUUUCAGUUUAUGAUGCUGAAAUGUAUCAAAGGAAUGUUUGUUUUCUGACACUUGGUCUGGGAGUGGAUGGACUCUGGAGAUCGCUGUGAAACGACACAAUUUAAAAUCAUAAUUGCAGUAUUCUUAAAGCUUCUAAAUGAUUUCAAUAUCAAAUUUUUCUCUGGUAACAAAAUGAGUUAAAAAUGAGUUGAGUUCACAAUAUGGUGUAGUUGAGUAUUUUAAAUCAGACGUGUUGUGCUUGUGUCUACAGCUCUAAUCUAUGACACCUGUGGAUCAUUAUGUUAUAAUUUACACAUUUUCAAUCACAAUAUUCAUCUAAAAAGAACAAAGCGCCGCAUGCUGUCAGCGCCCCCCUUUAAAUAGCUGCACGUCACACUAACGAGCAGCGGGGUUUUUUUUUCAUUUGUACCAAAAUAUUUACUCAACACUGCAGAAAUCAUGAGUAUCACAGAUAAAAAAAAAAAAAAAAAAAAAAAACUGGAGAAGAAAGUGUUGAAAUUAUAACACAAUGAUCCACAGGUGUCAUAGAUUAUAACUACAGAGCACACACAAGCACAAUUGAUACUUUGCAGUGGCAUCAAGCUGGGGGUGUUCUACAUGCACCUCUAAUGGUGGAAUGUUCAGCAGUUACCAUGGUGACACUAUUUACACAUUAGCAAACAGACAAAAAAGAUGGUCUGAAAACUUUAGAAGAAAUACAAAAUGGAUUUAAAGAGCACAAUUUCAGGAGCCUGAUCAGUGUGAGUGUCUAUGGUCGUGUUUAGGAGUUUGAUUUUACACAAAAAGGUGAGAGUGACUUAACUGAAAAAAAUUGCUAAUGCGAGCUAACUUGAGACUGUAAUGUUAUUUUUAGUAGGACUUGUUUAACAGCACAAAUCAGCUCAUCUGUUGGAGUUCAGCUAAGUCAACUCUUUAUGGUCAGAUUGUGUUUACACAAAGAUCAGAUUAAAGUCUUGUGACAUCUUCAUGACAUUAUCUGCAAAGUAUCAAUAGGUCUGCUUUAAAAUAAGGUUGAGAAUUUUGUCUGGGAAAUAUUAAAGAAUCAGGAACCAGUCAAAUGAGAAAAUAGUUCAGUUUAAUCAUUAAUAUAAUAUAAAUAUUGUGGAUUGAAGUCACUUUUUAUCUUUAUCAAAAACAUCCUGAAAUUUCUUUUCACAAAAAUGAUUUCAGUUUUCAAAUAUCAAACGUUCUCAAAAAUGAAGCUCUAUGUUUAGCGUGAGAAAGUGUUCAAAGUAAAUUUUCAGUUUGAGCAACACAAAGGAAAGACACCACAGGAUUAGUCAAAUGUUUGGGUGAAGUUAUUCUUUAAUAUGUAUUUUUCCCUGAAGCUGGACUGACAGGCUGCGGCUCUGAGCUCAGCUUUGUCCUGGAAACGGAUGGACAGUGCAAAAAAAUCAAAUCAUUUCAAUAAAAGCCACUGCA